CAACACGAGUUUGUUUGAACGCAGCAUUUCCGACAGUGUCUGAAGGCAUCCAACAAAGCUACUGAGUUAAUGAAGCAAGGAUCAAGUUAGGGGGAAACGACAUUUACUUUGUAAAACGUCUUUAAUAGUCUUUAUUGUGGGUUAAUAGUCUGUACUGUUGAUACUUACCGGCAUUAUAUUUGUAGUCAUUAGCAAGCUGUAGUAAUUAAUUAGCGCAGGUGCUGAAAAAUGACCGCCAUUAACUUCAUUAGCAUCUCUGAGCUACAUCCCAACUUUUCUCACCCUAAAGUAGUUGGCAUCGUCAUAGGAAAGUCUGAUACUAGAAGCUUCCCUGACAGAAAAAAUGUUGGAACGGACAGAUUCACUUUUAGCUUCACCAUCAAGGACUCUCCUGAUUUCUUCAUCAAUGUGACAGCUUGGGGAAAUGAUGGCUACAUCAACGGACUCUCUGGCAGUUUCACUAUUGGAGAUUUCACCAUUGACAAUCCAUUAGUGGCCACCAAAAACCCAGAGAAGGAGGACAGGUUCUGUCCAACGACACCAACUCCCUAUAGGUUGAUGGUGACAGAUGUUCACUCCCAGGUGUAUCUGUGUGCAGACAUGGACACCAUAGACAGCCUGCUGCCACUGAUCCACCUGCCAGUUAAAGACUCCAGAGACUUCUACUCUCUGGGAGACAUAGUGGCCAACGGGCAGAGUCUUCAUGGAUCAUUUAUAAACAUACUUGCUGCUGCGAAAUCAGUUGGAGAGGCAAAACAGUUCAGGACAUCAGACGGACGCCAAGGUCAGAGGUUGGAAGUGAAGCUUUUUGAUGAUUUGGUCCCCUCCUUCCCGCUCAUCUGUUGGGAAAGAGAAACCAUUCAGCUUGUUCAGACUUUGGUAGCCAAAGGGACUGUGCUGUUCAUAGCCGAUACGAAGAUUAACUUUGAUAGCUUCCGCAACACAAUGACUGCGUCUGUCAACUCCAAAACUGUUAUCACUGUCAAUCCUGACACGCGAGAGGCCAGCGUGCUGUUCAGCUAUGCCAAAGAGAUGGUGGAAUCUGGCACCCUGGAAGACGACAAGCCAGAGGAUAUGCCAGUGGAGUCCAUUACCGAUGUAUACACGAUUGGCCAACUGAAGCAGAAAUCGCAGGAAACUGGGGAGAUGUUCUUCGGCAUCAUAUUCAGCUUCAUCUCCAAGCUUGAUCUGGACUCUUGCGUUUCAAAAGUCAUCAAGACACACUGCUCCAGAUGUAAGUUCCAGGCGCUUGAGGGCAUGCAGUGUUGCUCCAACCAGUUGUGUCCAGGGAGGGGUCAAGUCUUCUCAGCCACCACGGGCUUUGACCUGCUGGUGGACCUCACAGACCACACCGGCACCCUGCACACCUGCAGCCUCAGAAGCCCAGUGGCUGAGACAACACUUGGCUGCACUACGGAAGAGUUUACCCAUUUGACCGACGAUGAACGCACUGCAAUGAAGUGGAGGUUUCUUUUGGAGAGAUGCAAAAUAUAUGUGAAGAUCGUCCCCUCCACUAAGACAAAGAGUGGGGUCAGAGUGGUUGUCCUGGCCUGCUCACUGGCUGACCCGGGUGAGGUGAAACAGCACAUGGUGGCCCUACUGCAGACCUGAGCAAUACAGUUGAAGUUUUCAUCUUGUACUACAGAGAGCAUUAUAUAGCAUUAUUAUAGGUGUUGAGAGUUUCACAUUCUCUAUAGUAUUUAUUUAUUUAUUUAACUUUAUUUAUUCACUGAAGUGUUCAUUUGUUUAACAUUUUCACCUGUUAGAUCAUCUGUUUAAAAUAAAGUUAC
Molecule: messenger RNA, 1790 nt
Organism: Dunckerocampus dactyliophorus (ringed pipefish)
Lineage: Eukaryota; Metazoa; Chordata; Actinopteri; Syngnathiformes; Syngnathidae
Gene: meiob
Product: meiosis specific with OB-fold
Exons: 13
Coding region: 229-1611 (460 amino acids)
Biological process (GO): resolution of meiotic recombination intermediates
Molecular function (GO): single-stranded DNA binding; single-stranded DNA 3'-5' DNA exonuclease activity
Source: RefSeq, a predicted model, not a curated record